AUGGAUAGUAAAAGUGAAGAAAUAAGUUCAAUAUUUGAACGUUUUCGUCAAUAUCUUACGACAAAUGAUAUAAAUCUAUUAUUAAAUGAAUUUAAUCAUUAUCGUACAACAUGGUCAACAAAUAAAUUUCGUAUGUUUUUAACUAAUACACUUGUUGUUAUGCGAACAUGGGCUGAUAAUCAAAAACAAACAAUUAGAACUGAUCAAUUUGAAGAUUGGGAUACCGAAGAAACACCAACAACGAAUUCAACAAGUGAUAAAAUGAAAGUAUCUGCUCAUUAUUUAUUUAUAAAUAUUGUGGAUUAUUUACAAUCAGCUGUUAAAUCAGGACAAUCAGAUCGAAUGACAGCAGAUGUUGAAUUUGAUAUGUGGAAACGUAUUGUUACAAAUAAAUGGACAAUGAAUGAAAAGUUUUAUACCUAUCUCUAUAAUACAAAUAUAUGUUUACCAACUCGUUUAACACGUUCACUUCAUAAUGAUAUGUAUAAUUUUUAUAUUUCAACAGAAAAAUGGUCAUCAUCAACAAAAAUUCUUUUAAUUGAAUUAGGCUUUAUUUAUUUAUUAAUUCAUGAUAAUGUAUUUCUUGGUUGUAAUCAUAUUCUAACUGCAUGUACAAUUUUUACUCUUGAUGAUUAUAUUACUUUAACAAAAUAUAGUCAAAUAGAUCCAUUAAAUUAUCAAACAAAAUUAAUAACAUCAAUGAAUACACCAGAAAAAAUGAAAGUUUUUCUAGAUUAUUAUCCAAAUGUUGAUUUAUCUGAAUUAAUAUCGGGUAAUAGUGAACUUUAUCAACAACGAAUGCCAUUAACAAUAUUUGAUAGACUUUUAAAAAUGGAACCAUUUUAUUAUGAAACAACUGAUCAUAUAUUAUUAGAAAAUACACCAAAUUUUACAUCGAUCAAUACUAAUGUUCGAUCAGCAAAUAUGUUAUAUUUAUUUCAAAAACUUAUUUGCAACGGAGCUAAACUUUCAAUAAACCUUGAUAGUGCUUAUUAUCAAAAUCAUCGAAUUCCAUUUUUUGUUUCUACACUUGGUUUUUACCUUCUGUCAAUGAUCCGUUAUCGUGAUAUAUUUAUUGUUCCUUCAUCGGAUACAGCAAAUGAUAGUGAUAAUGAUAUUCUACCUAAUUCAUUAACAAAAAUUAAAAUAGAUCAAAAUUUAAGUCCAAAUUAUUUUGAUUCACUUAAUAAUAAUUAUAUUUAUUAUCUUAUAAAACGUACAUCAACAUUUUCUCCAUUAUUUCGUUCAUUUUUUCUCAAUCAUUUAUAUUUAUCUUGUCCAUUAUUACAUAAAUCUCAAUUUAUAAAUCAUAAAAAUUCUAUAAAAAAUAUUCGUCUUCGUUCAUUAUAUGAUGAAAUAUUUGAACAACGAACAUUUCUUACACUUAAACAACGUUGUCGAUUAAUAAUUAAAGAAUCAAUAAAUAAAUAUCCAUUAGAUAUAAAAAAUUUAAUACAAUUACCAUUGACACUUCAAUAUUAUUUAUCAUUUGAUUUUUUAAAUCCAAAUUUUGUUCAAAUAACAUUAGAUAAAUUAAAUAAUGUUGAUGCUAGAAUUAAACCAUUAUUUUUUGAUGAAUUACAAUUUCAUGAGCAUGAUCUAGAACAAAUUAAUGGACAUAAUGAUUGGGAAGAUCAAAUACCUGAAGAUGUUGAUUAUGAUAAUGAACAUGAUAAUGAUGAUGAACCUGAUUAUGAUGAAAAUGAUGAAGAUGCUGAUCUUUUUGAUGAAGAAGGACUUUAUUCAAAUAACGACGAAGAAGAUGAAUGGUGA
Messenger RNA from Rotaria sp. Silwood1, 1773 nucleotides. Lineage: Eukaryota; Metazoa; Rotifera; Eurotatoria; Philodinida; Philodinidae. The record is from the annotation of a GenBank genome assembly.